Molecule: messenger RNA, 781 nt
Organism: Capra hircus (goat)
Lineage: Eukaryota; Metazoa; Chordata; Mammalia; Artiodactyla; Bovidae
Product: enoyl-CoA hydratase domain-containing protein 2, mitochondrial
Exons: 6
Biological process (GO): fatty acid beta-oxidation
Cellular component (GO): mitochondrion
Molecular function (GO): enoyl-CoA hydratase activity
Source: RefSeq, a predicted model, not a curated record
CUCACCCGACACUGCCCUGUCCCCUGCAGGAAUUGCUGAGAUUCUGAUGAACAGACCAAGUGCCCGCAAUGCCCUGGGGAACGUCUUCGUCAGUCAGCUGCUGGAAGCUCUGGCCCAGCUUCGGGAGGACCGGCAAGUGCGUGUCCUGAUCUUCAGGAGUGGAGUGAAGGGUGUGUUCUGUGCAGGUGCAGACCUGAAGGAGCAGGAGCAGAUGAGUGAGGCAGAAGUGGGGCUCUUUGUCCAGCGGCUCUGAGGCCUGAUGACUGAGAUUGCAGCGUUCCCUGCACCCACCAUUGCAGCUAUGGAUGGGUUUGCCUUGGGUGGAGGCCUGGAACUUGCCCUGGCCUGUGACCUCCGAGUGGCAGCUUCUUCGGCUGUCAUGGGACUGAUCGAGACCACCCGAGGGCUCCUCCCAGGAGCAGGAGGGACUCAGAGGCUGCCUCGAUGCCUGGGAGUGGCCCUGGCGAAGGAGCUCAUCUUCACAGGCUGACGACUGAGUGGGGCGCAGGUCCAGGCUCUGGGGCUGGUGAACCACGCUGUGGCCCAGAACGAGGAGGGCAAUGCUGCCUACCACCGGGCACGAGCCCUGGCCCAGGAGAUCCUGCCCCAGGUACGACUGCCGCUCAGCACGGGUGGGCCUGCCACUGGGGAUCACAGGUGGGGAGGCCAGGGGGCAAGGGUGUCUCAUGCAACCACACAAGGUCCAUUUUCCCAGAUUUAUAAAAUGAACCGUCUUUGGCAGUUUUGCUUCCAUUCAGCCAUCUAGUAAAUAAUACUAAAU